Molecule: messenger RNA, 4067 nt
Organism: Ostrinia furnacalis (Asian corn borer)
Lineage: Eukaryota; Metazoa; Arthropoda; Insecta; Lepidoptera; Crambidae
Product: monocarboxylate transporter 14
Exons: 6
Coding region: 642-3065 (807 amino acids)
Biological process (GO): transmembrane transport; monocarboxylic acid transport
Molecular function (GO): monocarboxylic acid transmembrane transporter activity
Source: RefSeq, a predicted model, not a curated record
UCAAGACAUUCGGUGUCUGGAUCGGGUGAGAGACGGUUGUGCGAAAUCUGGGAGUGCUGGCAAAAGUGGGAAUUGUAACUAAAAAUGCGGUGGUAUGGUGUGAGGCGCGGCGCCGUGCGUCCCGCCUCCAUGUGAAGUGACUGAACUGAAUCAGAUGAGCCCAGUCGGCUGUACAGACCGCACGUGUGUGACGUACUGUGCUUUUUGUUGCCAGUGAUCAGCUGCUUUUGUGUCAUCCAGUGCCAUUUACACCGCAACAGAGUCAAAUCUGCCCUGUUCCAGUUUAAAUUUGAGAUGUUACUCAGACCAAAACUUUAAUCCUUAUGUCAAGACGACACUCAGCAUUUAAGAAGCAAACGCGUCACAACAUAAAAAGUGAAGUUUUCGAAGCUGUGACAAGGACAAGCCCGUCCUUGAUGUUCUCGACAACCAACAAUCUCUGCGCCCUAACCCUUUGUAUAUCGAAAAGCCCCUGUCGCUAUUCCGCCAGAGAUCCCAGGUUAAGACACUGGUCGAGAGAACUAAGUAUUUCUUCCCCGUAGAAGAAACCUCAAAUUGGGUUAAAUCCCAAAUUAAAGCCAUCCCCGAGAGAGAAAGGCAAAAGUACGAGGCACCGUACUUAAAAGACCUCAGAAAGACUAAUGGACUCUCCAAGAGCCCACGCCAAUGGAGUCCCGGGUCAUGAGAAGGCAUUCAAGUAUGAGCCAAAAGUACCGUCUGAAGAGGAGAAGACUACGUCACCGCUUUUCAACAACAAGACCAGUGAAUUCAAAUACAUAGAUUCGCAAGAUGAAAAGAAUGACGUGAGAGUAGCAGGUAAACCUGAAAAUGAUCUCAACACUGUCAAUUCUAUGAAAACGGACCCGGAAAAUACUAAACAAGGCAACAGACUGUCCGUAACUUAUCAUAAGAAUGAUGAAGACGCGACGUCGACUAAUGAGGGAGUGAAGUUCUUAGGGCUUGGUGAUGCCGACAGUAUCUGUUCGAGCAGGCCACCUCCUGAGCAGGCGCCUCAGAUACCUGAUGGAGGAUGGGGAUGGGUGGUUGUUGCCGCUUCAUUCCUCAUAGCCACCGUAGCUGAUGGGCUUGCCUUCUCCUACGGUUUGAUUCACGAAAAAUUCAUCUUAUACUUCGGGAAGAGUGAAGCUGAAACCUCGUUAAUUGGAAGUCUGUUUAUAUCAGUGCCUCUUAUAGCAGGACCUAUAAUGAGCGCACUUGUAGAUCGAUACGGAUGUAAGAACAUGACUAUACUUGGCGGAGUAGCGUCUACGAUUGGAUUCGUUGCUGCUUCGUACAGUAACUCUGUAGAAGUAUUAUGUGUGACGUAUGGCCUAAUGGCUGGUCUUGGCAUGGGGCUUCUUUACGUAACCGCAGUAGUUUCGAUUGCGUACUGGUUUGAGAAACGAAGAAACCUGGCUGUAGGGUUAGGGUCGUGUGGAGUUGGUUUCGGAACUUUUGUGUAUUCUCCAUUGACCACUUAUCUUUUGGAUGAGUAUGGAUGGAGAGGUGCGUUGUUGCUUCUUGCUGGCACUGUACUUAAUGUUUGUGUGUGUGGUGCUGUUAUGAGAGACCCAGAAUGGUUGAUUUUGGAGCAGAAAAAGCAAAGAAAGUUGAGUAAAACGAAGAGAGCCUCCAGUUCAGUGUCAAUAUCAGCGAAAUCUGGAGGUGGAGAAUCAGUAUACCCUGGCAUGGAGGAGCUGAAAACCUUAAUGAAGAGUGGUGAAACACCCGAGUAUAUUUUGACAGCUUUAGUGGCUUCCAUCGCGGAGGCUGAAGAUUUAGAAACAGCUACAAAAAUGAAUGCUGAUAUGUCUCAUAAAGUAAACUCUGUCAUAAAUCUACCCACCUUUUUAAGAAAUAGUGAAAAGGUUCCAGCGGAAGUGUUGGAUCAGUUGACAUCAAACAAGCGUCUCUACAAUAUAAUAUUGCAGAACUAUCCUUCCCUUUUAGCUUUGAGAAGUAAUUCGGAGCAGAAACUGCCGAUUGAACCUGCCCCAUCUAAAGGAAAGCAGAUAACUAUGUCUAUGAAGUUAAAGUUGAGCAAGAAAGAAAAAGAGAAGAAGAAAGAGUUUGAGAAUAAACUAGACGAAGUUAGAGAGAAGCUUCUGCAGCCAAUUCCUGAGAAUAAACCAGCUGUGAUCACUCCGCGGACUGAACGGCAAGAUUGGCUUUCAAGGCAGUUCCAGACGGAUCGUCACUAUUUGAGAGACAUCAGGGUUCACAGGAACUCUAUCAUGCACAGGGGGGCGAUGAUGAACAUCGCCAAAUAUAAACUGCGAGCUUCGUCGUGUCCUGAUAUUUAUAGGAAUUCUAUGUGGUCUAUGGAAGAUCAAGAAGAAAAGACAUGGGGCCGCCGUUUCCUCGACAUGAUCAACAAGACGUUCGACUUCAACAUGUUCACGGAGUUCCACUUCCUGAUGAUGAACCUGUCCACCCUGGUGCUGUUCAUCUGGUUCAUCGUGCCUUACUUCUACAUCGCUACCUUCAUGACCAUGAGUGGCUACUCCGAGUCUCACGGCGCUUGGAUGCUGAGUGUGUUUGGAGUUGCUACCAUCGUUGGAAUUGUCGGCCUUGGCUGGAUGGGUGACCUGCCCUGGGUGAACGUGACCAAGACCUACGCUCUUUGCCUCAUUGUCUGCGGAAUCACAAUCCUCAUGUUCCCGAUCCUCAUCAACAUCAUGGACCCUGAAGCUCCGUACAGUUUCUACAUUUUAGCCCUUAACGCUGUGAUGUUUGGGCUCAUGUUCUCGAGUUCGUACUCGUAUACCCCGAGUAUACUGGUGGAGCUGAUCGCCUUGGAGAGAUUCACGAUGGCUUAUGGACUGGUCCUGCUGAGUCAAGGAGUUGGGCAUCUGAUUGGACCGCCUAUGGCUGGCGCACUCAGAGACUCUACUGGAUACUGGGACGCGGCGUUCUACGUGUCCGGCAUCUGGGUGAUAAUCUCUGGUCUCCUUGUGGGGGUUAUUCCGUACACCAAGAACUUCAGGAUUUGCGGCAACGCGCCGCUUGCGAAGGAUGUUGCGGUGGACCCCGAGCCUGGAGUCAAGAUUAUCAUUGCCCAUUAGAUAUUAGAGAAGUAAUGAAAGUCAUUUUGGAGAAUUUAUUUUAAUUCCUUAGAUUGCAACCGAUCUGGCUGCAAGACGACAAAAUGGACUCUACAAUAUUUAGAACAGACUAAAGAAAUAAGCAAAUACUUAAUCGAUUUUACUGUUGCAAAUUAAACGAGGGACCAUAGUUAUGGUGCUUAACCUGAACUAUUUAAACUGGCUAUCUAUCUACUCAUGUUGAUAUAAAAAUAAAAUGACAUUUUAGAAACUAUUUAUGUGACUUUGAUAAGGUGUUUCUUUUUAAUUUGUACUUAUAUUAGAGUUGGAGGAGUAACAGGAAUUUGCGUUUUCUGGUUGGUGUGUUUAGGUAGUUUUUGAAGAUUUAAUUUAAUAUAACUUCCUAUUUUAUAAGUAUCCAUGUAUCUACAAAAAAUCUGUAGUCGCUACGACAGUAUGUUACGUGUUGCACAUUACGAAGCAAUUAAAAAAGUGAGAGAUGUCACAUGUAAUUUAUUUGAUUCAAUUAUAAACUAAAUUACAGAUUUAAGUAAAGAUCACAUUGUGCCUAAAUAGGAUCUACGGAAAGACAAGUGUAUUUAAUCAGGCAUCGGAUUUUAUAACUACCCUCAGUAUAAAUAAGUGGUUUGCUAUUUGAUAGAAUAGUAACUUAUUGGGAUUAAUUUAGUACUUAUUUAAUUAUUUAAUUUUAAUUACUCUUACGGAGUUUAUGUAUUUUGUAUUUUUGAGUGUAAUUUAGUUAAAAAGUAUAAUCGUAGCAUAAGAUUAAUUCAUAUUUAAAAUUAUUGUGGUUUCUAAGAAGGAUUCGAUUAUGAUUAAGUAUUUCUUAGUAAGUAAUGAUAUUUUCAUAGACAUUCAUUAAAGACACGGUACAAUUUUAAAUGUUAAUUCUUAUUUUUAACUUGCCAAUUGAGAACACCGAUGAAAAGAAUGAAUUUAUUUAUUUACUUAAGUUAGGUACCCAAGUAUUGUAAAACGUAAGUUUUAAAAUCUACUUAAUUA